Messenger RNA from Lactuca sativa (garden lettuce), 741 nucleotides. Its product is annotated as putative serine/threonine-protein kinase PBL1. The record is from RefSeq and is a predicted model, not a curated record. Lineage: Eukaryota; Viridiplantae; Streptophyta; Magnoliopsida; Asterales; Asteraceae. Gene Ontology annotation, molecular function: protein tyrosine kinase activity; ATP binding. Gene Ontology annotation, biological process: protein phosphorylation.
AUGAAUCAGGGCUCUUCAACUAACAAGGAUAGCAACAAUCAGGGUGAAAUGCUUCGUCAGCCUUGGGAAUCGUUGGUUACAUAUCUUAAAUGUUUCACGUAUUAUGACUUGAGACGUGCUACUGAGAACUUGGGAGAUGACAAGAGGUAUCUGAAGGUUUACAAAGGUUGGAUCGAUAAAACAACAUAUUCCCCCACAGAAGAUAAUAGCGGAUUGGCGAUUGCUGUUAAGAGAAUUGACUUCUACAAAACUGCAUGCUGGUUGCAUUUGAAAGAAUUUAAGCACCCGAACCUUGAAAAGCUAAUAGGAUAUUGCUUCGAAGACCAACUAGGCAAACAAUUGUUCCUUGUGUAUGAAUUCAUGCCUAACGGAAACUUUAAUGAUCUCCUGAAUAGUGGUGUUGUAUCACGACUUCCGUUGGUUAUAAAGGUGAAAAUAGCAGUAGGAAUUGCCAGAGGGCUUGUUUUCUUGCACAAGACACAAUAUCAAUUUAAUGUCUUUGAGUCUCGGCUUGACAGACACAUGAUAUUACUGGAUGAGGGUUUUACAGCAAAACUUUCAGGUUAUGACGUUACUAAGUUAGCACGUGGUCGCUAUCCUCGAAGUAUCAAUCCUCCUGAAGAUCUAGUGUAUGCUCCUUGGGUUGGUAAGUUACUUCAACCUGUCUCCUUCACUUACCCACCACCCACUACUAGAAACUUGAGUUUCAGCUAUGGAUUUUGCUACGGAUUUGUUCUCUAG